Messenger RNA from Sordaria macrospora k-hell, 2340 nucleotides. RefSeq lists its product as uncharacterized. NCBI's taxonomy places the organism in Eukaryota, Fungi, Ascomycota, Sordariomycetes, Sordariales, Sordariaceae. The record is from RefSeq and is a predicted model, not a curated record.
AUGGCCCGAUCGUCACCCCUCAGUCCGGAUGGCCAAUUCCCCAUCGUCCUGGUCCCGGAUAAUGAAGGGAGCGAGGACGAGGGGACAGUCACCGAGUCGGACACAGAACAAACCGAGUCGUACAGGCACAGGAGGAAGUUGGACCACCACCGGGACGAACGACAGCAACAGCAGCAGCCACCGCAGCCACAGCCGCAACCGCGACCACCACCAGCGCCCCGUCAUCCCAUUCCGUCCAUGCAAGAAGCCUUUGCAGAAUCCCUAUUCGAAGCCACCCAGGGUGGUGCGACCACAAAACCAAAGCUGCGUACCGGCGACGCCAAAACCCGUCGGGAACAGCUGUUGGAGCAAGGCAAGUCGGCCGAAGCCCCAGCGGCCCAAUGGCGCUAUCGUCCGGGGCAACAAACGCACGAGCUGCGUCGGCUGAUGUCGCAAAUUUCCUUUGGCGUUUAUCUUUUGCUCAACGGGAUGGCGAAUAGUCAAAUGUCUGUCGUGGCGAUUCUUCAGGGCCAUAUCGACGAGGUGGAUGAGUUUUUGGAGACGAUCCUAGAGGAUAUUGGCCUAGCAACGAAAGAUUUGAGCGAGCGCAUCAUCCAUUUGAGGUUGCCAAUGGAUAACAUCGAGGUCUUCGAACGGAUGCUGGAGGAUCGCAACUUUCGGCUUAGGAUAAUCGAAGGAAACGAGAAGAUCGAGCAUAUUGUAGCCCGGACACAGGUCGCUCUCCAACAGAUCAUGAAUGACAUUACCGAAGGACUGGAGUCUACGAGGGACUUCACCAUUUAUCUGGCGGAGCAGCAGCACGGUCGCUGGAGGAAAGAGCGCCCAGACGUAAUCGACAUAUUUGAUGCAAUGAAGGGAAAUACCGAUGGGUGGUUUCAAGCGUUUAUGGAUCUGGAAGAGAAGGGCAACGCUUUAAAUAAGGUUAUUGUCCAGUUGAUUGGCAUCAUUUCCGAGAUGGAGCGGAGAGCGGGUGAAGUGAGCCGAAAGACACGAUUCACCAUCGAGCCUUUCACAUCACCACGUCACAGCCCCCAUGCUUCCGACGCAUCCUCCGUCACUACACCCCCGACGUCUCCUAUCGCUAAGACUCCAAACACGCCUCCUCGGUUAUCGUUGCGGCUCAGUUCGAUAGUAGAAGGAAAGCAGUCGUCGCCAACCUCGUACUUCGAUCUGAAGAUUACUAGAACAUCUACACAUUCAACGUCAAUGGACAUCCCAUCGACAGCCCCAACAAAUGAGAUUGCAGAAGAGAAAAUCACAGUGGAAGAUAGCAGGUCUUCAUCGGAACUAGAACUGCCCAUACAGUCUCCGCCCCCACCAGCCCGGAACCCCCGGCGGCUUUCUAAGGCCGCCCCUCCCCAACUUGCGCCAUCUCAGCUUGAGACAGCUCCCGAGAUAAAGGAUGAAAUCAAAGAGGAGGAGGAGGAGGAGGAGGAAGAAGAAGAAGAAGAGCCGGUUUACCUCCUUCAACCCAAAACGUAUACACCACAGACAUCGCCUCUUCCAUCUCCUCGCGUUUUCGACCGCCCGAAGCAGAAAGAUGAACCCGUCAGCCACAAGCCGGAAUCGCCGGUGCCCACCAUUGAAAAGCCGAAGGAACCGACGCUGGAGGCGAAGGUGUGUACUAAAGAACCGACACUCGAGGCAAAGGCGUACAAGCAGGAGCCGAAACUGGAGGCUAAAGUGUUCAGUCUGGAGCCAACAUUGGAGGCAAAGGUGUAUAAUCCACCAAACCCUCAGCUUAGACCGCAGCCUUCGAAGGAGCUCAGGUCACAACCCUCGAAGCCAAAGUUGGCUCAGGUUGAUACACGAUAUUCAAGACCACCAUCAAAUCAAGCUCGCAGGAUAUCGCCAGACUCGCUGCCAGAGGUAGUAGUCCAUCCGGAGCAAAGAAGCUCGUUCAGACAACGAGUUUCACAGAAGAGUACACCACCGGACUCGAUACAUAUACCUCGACCGGAUUCGCCAGAAUAUCGAGACUCGUUACUCCCAUUGUCUAGAGCAUACCAGGCAUCAGACUCUGCUUACGGAUCGGAUAUGGAGCGACCGCCAGUCAACUCGAUCGCCUCCUUUGAUACAGUUUCCGACUUCCCGCCGCCGCCACCACUCAUGCACCCCGGUUUUGUUUCCUCCCUCACUCCGAAAGUGGGAUGCAGUUCUGGCGCCCCGUUCAGGCAAGCCCCCCACUCUCCUCUGCAACAAAGACCGCACACGUCAGGAACCCAAUACAGCGCGCAGGGCAAUCGCAGUCCCCAUAUCAGUCGCCAUACCAAUCCCCUCAACAACACAGUCAGCUUCACCAGGUGCCGCCACGGAACCUUCCUUCUGCUAUGGGCAUGA